AAGCCAAGGUUGAUCCGAUGGGUGUUACUGUUACAAGAGUUUAACUGGGAAGUCAGAGACAAGAAAGGGACGGAGAACAAGGUGGCUGAUCACCUGAGUCGCAUUUACCAAGGUGAGACGGAUGAAGCAAUACCUGAUGCGUUCCCGGAAGAACAUCUUUAUCAGGCGAAUGCAGAGCCAUGGUUCGCUGAUCUAGCAAAUUACUUGGUCACUAGAGAAGUGCCCAGUUCCGACGAAAUUUCCCGGGCCCAGAAGAUGAAAUUAAAAAGUGAAGCCAAAUACUACUUUUGGGACGAUCCGUAUUUGUGGAAAAUGGGAGCUGACCAGGUAAUUAGGAGAUGCAUUCCGGAGUGGGAGCAAAGGGAUAAUUGCGAAAGGUGUCAGCAGAUUGGAGGAAUUUCUAGAAGGGACGAAAUGCCACAAGUUCCGGUGAUUGUUUGUGAGAUUUUCGAUGUUUGGGGUAUGGACUUUAUGGGUCCAUUUCCAUCUUCAUAUGGGAAUACAUACAUACUUGUGGCGGUGGACUACGUUUCGAAAUGGAUAGAGGCAAAAGCUACGACCUCCUGCGAAGCUGUGGAAGUAGCCAAAUUUCUGCGGUCUAACAUUUUCAACAGGUACGGGAUCCCUAGGGCUGUCAUCUCAGACCAAGGAACCCAUUUUAAGAACCGUACAAUAGAGGCUCUCAUGAAGAAAUACGGAGUCCACCAUAGGUUGUCUACACCUUAUCAUCCUCAGUCCAAUGGCCAGGCAGAAAUAUCAAAUAGGGAGAUCAAGGCCAUUCUCGAAAAAACGGUGAACCCGUCUAGGAAGGAUUGGAGUAAGAGACUGGAUGAUGCAUUAUGGGCUUAUAGGACAGCUUAUAAGACACCUAUUGGUAUGUCACCAUAUAGGUUGGUAUUCGGAAAAAUGUGCCACUUACCCGUGGGAAUCGAACACAGAGCAUACUGGGCGGUCAAAGAGAUCAACAUGAAUCCGCAGGCUUGUGAGGAAGAGAGGAAGAUGCAGCUCCAGGAACUGGAAGAGUUACGGCUUGAGUCUUAUGAAUCUGCCAUGUGGUAUAAGGAAAAAACUAAGCUUUGGCAUGAUAAAAAUCUCCGGCAAUAUUUCUGUUUCUUGGACGGAUAUAGUGGGUAUUUCCAAAUUUACGUGGACCCCGAGGACCAGGAGAAGACAACUUUCACGUGUCCGUUCGGAACGUAUGCAUAUCGGAGAAUGCCGUUUGGCCUUUGCAAUGCACCAGGCACUUUUCAACGAUGUAUGAUGAGUAUUUUCUCAGACCUGCUGGAAGAUUGCAUCGAGAUCUUUAUGGACGACUUCACUGUAUACGGGGAUUCAUUUGAUUCAUGUCUGGCGAGCUUGGAUGUAGUGCUGAGAAGAUGUCAAGAGAAGCACUUGGUUUUGAAUUUCGAGAAAUGCCACUUCAUGGUCCCUGAAGGAAUUGUCCUGGGGCAUGUAGUAUCGGAAAGGGGCAUACAGGUGGACCAAGCAAAAGUGGACGUGAUAUCAAAACUGCCCCACCCGACAAAUCAAAAGGAAGUGAGGGGAUUCCUAGGUCACGCAGGAUUCUACAGGAGAUUUAUAAAGGAUUUUGCCAAAAUUGCUCAGCCACUCACUCAUCUGUUGCAUAACGAUGUUGAGUUUGUUUUUAAUGAGGGGUGCAUUAAGGCUUUUCAGCUGCUGAAGGACAGAUUAGUAUCUGCCCCCAUCAUCAGAGCACCUGAUUGGGGUUUGCCGUUUGAAAUCAUGUGCGAUGCGAGUGACUAUGCAGUAGGGGCGGUGCUAGGUCAAAGAGUUGACGGAAAAAGUUACGUGAUUUUCUAUGCUGACGGAUAUAGUGGAUACUUCCAGAUCUAUGUAGAUCCCGAAGAUCAAGAGAAGACUACAUUUACUUGCCCUUUUGGCACUUACGCUUAUAGAAGGAUGCCGUUUGGGCUGUGCAAUGCGCCAGGCACUUUUCAACGCUGCAUGAUGAGCAUCUUCUCGGAUCUGCUGGAGGAUUGUAUCGAGAUUUUCAUGGAUGAUUUCACCGCAUAUGGGAACUCUUUCGAUUCCUGUUUAGCAAGUUUGGACGUAGUAUUGAGGAGAUGUCGAGAGAAGAAUUUAGUCCUCAACUUUGAAAAAUGUCACUUCAUGGUACCCAAGGGAAUCGUCCUGGGGCAUGUAGUCUUAGAGAAGGGCAUACAGGUGGACCCAUCAAAGGUCGAUGUGAUUUCGAAAUUUCCUUACCCUACGAAUCAGAAAGAAGUUAGGGGAUUCCUAGGGCAUGCGGGGUUUUACAGAAGAUUCAUAAAGGAUUUCGCGAAGAUUGCUCAGCCGCUAACCCAUCUGUUGCAUAAUGAUGUUGAUUUCGUUUUCGGCGAGGAGUGUAAGGAGACUUUUCAACUACUGAAAGAUAAAUUAGUAUCUGCCCCUAUUAUCAGAGCACCUGACUGGAGUCUGCCGUUUGAAAUAAUGUGUGAUGCAAGCGACUACGCAGUGGGGGCGGUACUAGGUCAAAGAAUCGAUGGUAAAAGUUACGUGAUCUUCUAUGCCUCGAAGACACUCAACCAGGCCCAGAAAAACUAUGACACCACAGAAAAGGAAAUGUUAGCCGUUGUGUAUUCAUUCGAGAAAUUUCGACCAUACUUACUGGGGUCGAGAGUGAUUGUUUUUACCGACCACGCGGCUAUCAAGUACUUGCUGGCGAAGAAGGAGUCCAAGCCA
Messenger RNA from Salvia splendens (bonfire salvia), 2703 nucleotides. RefSeq lists its product as uncharacterized. The transcript has 5 exons. The record is from RefSeq and is a predicted model, not a curated record. Gene Ontology annotation, molecular function: nucleic acid binding. Gene Ontology annotation, biological process: DNA integration. NCBI's taxonomy places the organism in Eukaryota, Viridiplantae, Streptophyta, Magnoliopsida, Lamiales, Lamiaceae. The annotation marks the transcript as partial.